AAAACAGCCUGUUGAUGUCCCAGGUUCGGAAGACCAGGGCCAGACGGGCAGAGCCUCCUUUCCUCCGGGUUGCGCCCCCUAGUGGGCAUCUGCACUCGCCGCGGCCCGGUCUCCUGGCAACAGCAGGCGCACUGCGCUGGUCGCCCAACCGCCCGGGCCUCGUGCUCAGCUCUGUCACGCUGGGGUCCGAGCCCCCAUGACCUCCAAGCACUCGGAAAAGAAGCAGGUGCCGCGGAAGAACUCAGAGCACGGAUAUGACAGACCUGACGAUCCACGCCCUUUUGGCAGUCAUUUACAAUCCAGUUCUAUUGAGCAAAAGAAGGGGAAAUUCCAAAUCUGGCCAGAAUGGAGUGAAUCUGACAUAAAUGCAGAAAAGUGGGAUGCAGGCAAAGGAGGGAAAGAGAAGGACAAAGCAGGGAAAAGCCCUAUAUUUAAUUUUUUUGAAGAUCCUGAAGGAAAAAUUGAAUUGCCACCAUCUCUGAAAAUUUAUUCCUGGAAACGUCCACAGGAUUUUGUGAUAAAUCGGACUCCAGUAGUUGUGAAAGAUGAGAUCACAUUUGACUUGUUUUCAGCAAAUGAGCACUUAUUCUGCAGUGAGUUGAUGAGAUGGAUUAUCAGUGAAAUCUAUGCAGUAUGGAAGAUACUCAAUGGGCAGAUUUUGAGCAAUUAUUUGAAAGGAGCUUCUGGGGAACCUCCUAUUCUCCUCUGGAAGCCUUGGGAACAUAUAUAUUCCCUAUGCAAGGCUGUGAAAGGCCAUAUGCCUUUGUUCAAUAGCUAUGGAAAGUAUGUGGUGAGACUUUAUUGGAUGGGUUGCUGGAGAAAGAUAACUGUUGAUGACUUUCUGCCUUUUGAUGAAGAUAACAAUCUAUUGCUUCCAACUACAACCUGUGAAUUUGAACUCUGGCCAAUGCUGCUGUGUAAAGCUAUCAUUAAGCUGGCAAAUGUUGACAUCCAUGAAGCACAGAGGAGAGAACUGGGAGAGUUCACAGUUAUCCAUGCACUCACAGGGUGGUUACCGGAAGUCAUUCCUCUUCAUGAAGGCUAUAUGGACAAAGUUUGGGAGUUCCUAAAAGAAGUGUUGCCUGAGUUUAAGCUGUCAGAUGAGCCCAGCUUUGAAAGUAAAAUACCAGUGAUAGAAACAACAUUAAAAGAAUCAGGAAAAACUGAGAAGGACAGCAAAGAAGGGAAAGAUGCAAAGGAAGUAAAAGGCUUGAAGGAAUUCAAACCUGAACCUUCUGUAACGACAUUGAAAGGAUCUGAGAAAAGUGACAAAGUUCUCAAGGAUGCAAAAGACCUCGGAAAGAAGAGGAAUAAAGAUGGAGAAAGGGAAAAGGAUAAGGACAAAUUCAAAGUGUCCCGUCAUGGUUCAAGACCCUCAUCUGAUGUGCAUAACUCUGUGCAGUCCCUGUCAGAUUGUUCUUCACUAACACAGUCCCCUUAUAUGGCUGUAUAUGCUACCUUCAAGCCUCUCUAUCUGUAUGAAAAAAAUAUUUUUACAUUAAGGAAUAUGGCAGGCUCUGCAGAGAAGGUCAGAGAAUAUGGACUUUCCCAUAUCUGUAGCCAUCCUGUGCUGGUGACAAGAAGUAGGUCUUGUCCCCUUGUAGCACCACCAAAACCGCCUCUGAUACCUCCCUGGAAACUCAUUCGUUAUAAGAAAGAAACUGUUAUAACUGAUGAACCUCAAGUUACAGUAUUAAAGAAGCCUGAACAGUUUCUUGAGAUCUCAAGUCCUUUUUUGAAUUAUAGAAUGACUCCACUUAGAGUUCCAAAAAGAAGGCAUAAUGUACAAUCUGUUAUUAAGAAAGGGUUGCCUGUAGAAUCAGGUUUAUUGUCCAUCGCAGAAACCGAUGAAACUGAAGACUUCAGUCAGUCUGAAUUGGAUCAUAUGACAGGAGCUCCAUCUCAGGCUAAUAUUGUACCACAACCUGUACCUGGUAAAGAAGAGCAAGCAGGCCCUCGACUGAGUGAUGCUCAUCAAGCUGAUGGUCUUGCUUUGGAUAAGGCUUUGGUCAGUCAAACAACAGAAACGUUAGACAAAUCACAGGAAGAAUUUACAGCAGUACAUAAUGGUGUUUCCAAAGAAACAUGGUUAGAUUUUGAAGACUUCUAUGUAUGCUUUCAGCACAUAAUCGUUUUCCACAAGCCAGAUUCUUACUGCCUUACCUUUCAAAAAUCAGAAUUUAAGUUUUCAGAAGAACGUGUGUCCUACUAUCUAUUUGUGGACAAUCUAAAACCUAUUGAACUACUGGUUUGUUUUUCUGCAUUGGUACGCUGGGGGGAAUCUGGAGCUUUAACAAAAGACAGCCCUCAUGUGGAGCCUGGACUCCUAACAGGUGAAGCAAUUACUUGGAAGUCUCUGAAGCCACUCAGUUCUGUUCUGAGGAUUCAUACAUAUGCUACCAAGGCCACCAUGCUGCAGCUGCCUGCAGGGAGACACAUGCUGCUCUUCACUGCAUACUCCCCCGUGGGACAUUCCCUACACGUCUGCAGCAUGGUGAGUUUUGUCAUGGGGGAUGAAGACGUUGCGCUGCCCCACUUUGAGCAGGAGAGCUACCGAUUUACAGAGCAGUCUCUAAUAAUUUUGAAAGCUGUUGGAAAUGUGAUUGCUAAUUUUAAAGAUAAGGCUAAGCUUCCUGCAGCUCUGAAGGAUCUGCAAGCAGCUCACUACCCCAUUCCUCUGCACAACAAGGAGCUCACUGCCCAGCACUUCAGGGUUUUCCAUGUUUCUUUAUGGCGUUUAAUGAAAAAAGCUCAACUACCAAAGCUUCCUUCAAGCUUCAAAUUUGCAUUCCGGGCUCUGGUUUUGGAGGUCGAGUCCCUUGAUUCCUUCUUAGAGGAUGCUUCUUUAGCCGAAUGGGUAGAUAUUAAAUAUUCUACGCCAACAAAGGAGGAAGAGUAUCCUUCAGAGAAAGUAGCAGCAGCAAGUAAAAUUCAAUCGGUGUGGAGAGGGGCAUAUGUUAGACUACUUAUGAGAGCCAGAAUGCCAGGCACAAAGGAAAAUCUCAGUGUUGCAGAUGCUCUUCAAAAAAUUUGGGCAAUAUUGGAACUGAAUUUAGAGCAAUAUGCACUUUCCCUGUUAAGAGUAAUGUUUAAAAGCAAGUGCAAAUCUCUUGAAUCUUAUCCAUGCUAUCAAGAUGAAGACACUAAGCUUGCUUUCGCUGACUAUACUUUGACCUGUCCAGAUCAGCCACCAAAUUCUUCAUUUAUAAUAUUCAGAGAAACAUUUUUCAUUCCUCAAGAUAUGAUUUUGGUCCCCAAAGUGUACACCACACUUCGAAUUUGUGUCCUACAUGUUAUUAAUAAUGACACAAUGGAACAAGUGCCAAAGGUCUUCCAAAAAGUGGUGCCUUAUCUUUAUACCAAGAAUAAGAAAGGAUACACAUUUGUGGUGGAAGCAUUUAGUGGUGAUAUGUACGUGCCAGCCUCACAAUGGAAGCUGCGCCUCAUUGGUCAAUACACCCCACUCCCGUUCCUCGCCCGAGAUUCUCCAUGCAGCAGCUUCUCCACAAAGGAAAUCAGAGGAUACUACAUACCCAAUAAUAAGAAAAUUUUAUUCAGGUAUUCUGUUAAAGUGGCAUUAGUACAUCCUGUAACAAUACAGGUGCGGACAUCCAAACCAGAUGCAUUUAUCAAGCUGCAGGUGCUAGAAAACGAAGAAACUGUGGUGAGCUCCAUUGGAAGAGGCCAAGCUAUAAUCCCAGCAUUUACCUUCCUUGGAAAUGAGAAACCUAUGAGUUCCCAGUCUAACAAGAAAGUUCUUCCAUAUCAUAGUCCAUCCAAGAAAGAGUCAGAAAUGUAUGCUAAGAAGAAAUCUUCCCAGGGUAGUCAGAAGGCCUAUAAGAGUAGACGUGGAAGUGGGCUAGUGGACAUUGCCAUGCCUCUGUUGGAGGAGGAAGUUAUCAGUGUACCCUCCAUUGCGGAAGAGAAUUCUAACACACCACAGCAGGACUACAAGUAUAUCAUACAGUGUUUGGUGCUGUAUAACAGUUGGCCUCUCACUGAAAGUCAGUUGAUAUUUGUUCAAGCACUGAAAGACUUAGAGAAAAAAGAUAUAAAAGUUCAUGGGGAAAAACAUGAGGAAUUGAUUAUUGUGGGAAGCCCAGAUUCUCAAAUUACUAGUGAGGGGCAAAAAUCUUCAGGAACUUCCAAAACAAUAAGGAAAGGCAACGAAAAGUCUUCUGAGAAAGCAAAGACAGCCCAGGAAAAACAAGCAUCUCGCUUUGAGCCUCAGAUGUCGAUUGUUCACACUCAACCAGAAGAUCCAAACAAGCCCUACUGGAUUUUGAGAUUGUUCUCUGAACAUAAUGAAUCAGAAUUCUUUGAAGUAAAAAAAGAUACAGAACGAGCAGAUGAAAUCCGAGCCAUGAAGGAAGCCUGGGAGAAGAAUGAACCAGGAAGAGUAAUCAAGGCCUCUCAGGCUCGGCUGCGGUACCUCAGCCAGUUAUUUAAGAAACCAUUUGUUGCUCCCGAGAGUGUGACUGUGAGCGAAAGCCCAGCUAAACCCGCAGAAGAAGCAGGGCCUCAUUCAGGAUCCCCAUCACUUUUGAAAACAUCUUCACGACUUAUUAGAAAAGCACUGGAAUUUAUGGACUUAAAUCAGUAUGUACGGAAAACAAAGGAUGAGGCUGUGCUGCAAACAGAUGAACUGAAGCAGCAGCAAGUAAUGGAAAAGGCAGAAGAAAUUCAUCAGUUUCAGCAGUACAGGACCAGAGUCCUUAGCUCCAGAGAAACUGAUAGAAAAGAACAGUUUAAUGAGGUCCUGAACAAGUAUGCACAAAUACAGGACUCCUUAGAUGAAGCCCGACUGAAAAUCUUGGACAUCCGAGAAGAGUACAGAAGGAAGGUGCUAGAAGCCCAGCACCUAAAGUUGGAGGCACAGACAGCUCAGGAGGCAGAGCCAGAAAAGAAAGAGACAGAAAAGAAGGUCCCAGUUCCUGCCAACCAGAAAAAAAAGAAAAAGUAACCAAUACUACUUUUCUGUAGAAGAAAACACUGGAUAUAUCAAGCCAAAUGAAAACAGCCAUUUUCAUUAUCUUAGAAAUAGUUUCUACAUUUUGAUGUUAGGUUUUUUUUUGCAGAAAGUUAGCAUCUAGAGUCAUUAGAGUUGAAAAUGGUCUGACUUCAAUAAAAUUGCUACCAAAUA
Messenger RNA from Heterocephalus glaber (naked mole-rat), 5143 nucleotides. It is a transcript of the gene Adgb, whose product is annotated as androglobin. Gene Ontology annotation, biological process: proteolysis. Lineage: Eukaryota; Metazoa; Chordata; Mammalia; Rodentia; Bathyergidae. Gene Ontology annotation, molecular function: heme binding; oxygen binding; calcium-dependent cysteine-type endopeptidase activity. The record is from RefSeq and is a predicted model, not a curated record.